AAUAUAUGAUAUUUGUCUUGCACUUAAUAAUAUUCAUAUUCAUGGGUUAAUUCAUAAAGAUCUUCAUCCAGGAAAUAUUUUUAUUGAUCCUACAUUUGCAUAUAUUGGAGAUUUUGGAUUUUGCAUGCCAGCAAAAGAAAAUUUAUCAAAUUCUACAAAAAAGAAUAUUUAUGGAGUAAUGCCAUAUAUGGCACCUGAAAUAUUACGUGGAAAACCACAUACAUUAGCAUCUGAUGUAUAUUCAUUAGGUGUGAUCAUAAAUGAAAUAAUUACAGUAACUCCUCCAUUCAAUAAUGAACCACAUGAUCAUUUUCUCGUACUGGAUAUUUGUCGAGGUUUACGUCCAAAUAUUAGAGAAGAAACUCCAACUUCUUUAAAAGAAUUAAUUAAAAAAUGUUGGGAUGCAAAUCCAGAUAACCGUCCAACUUCUGGAGAAGUAUUUCAUAUAUUAUCUUAUCAUUUAAAUACAUACAAAAGUAUUCCAUUAAAAAGAUUAUCAUAUAAUUUUAACGAAUCA
Messenger RNA from Rhizophagus irregularis DAOM 181602=DAOM 197198, 517 nucleotides. The record is from RefSeq and is a predicted model, not a curated record. NCBI's taxonomy places the organism in Eukaryota, Fungi, Glomeromycota, Glomeromycetes, Glomerales, Glomeraceae.